AUGGAGUUCCGCAAACUCUACCAAACCUUCGAACCCUCCCAACGCGUCCAACAAGACCGCAAAAGAGUCCAAGAAAAUAUGCAGUUCAUCGUCGACAGAGCCUACCGCGGCCACGUCAAGAUACACGUGGAGCUCUUCGGCUCCUCAAUCAACAAUCUCGGCUUCUCAACCUCCGACGUCGAUAUCUGUCUCCGCAUCCCGCAGUCCCACGGGUUGGAUGAGGACGAGUUUGCGCGACUCACCAACAUGUUCCGUCUUGCGAAUAUCCUGAGGAGGUUUGGGAUGCAAGAUGUGCGGCCGGUCGCGUCGGCUAGGGUGCCGAUCUGCAAGUUUGUGCAUCCGGAGACGGGGUUGCAGUGUGAUGCGAAUUUUGGGAAUGAGUUGGGGGUUAAGAAUUCAUUGCUUUUGAGGACGUAUACGUUGAUUGAUCCGAGGGUUAGGCCUUUGGUUAUGUUGGUGAAGAAUUGGGCGAAGAAUAGGGAUCUUAAUGAUGCUGCUGAUGGAGGAACGAUCACCUCCUACGCCUACUCGCUGAUGGUCCUCAACUUUCUUCAAAUCCGCGGCAUCAUCCCGUCGUUGCAAGAGCUU
This is a messenger RNA of Fimicolochytrium jonesii, 588 nucleotides long. RefSeq lists its product as uncharacterized. The annotation marks the transcript as partial. The record is from RefSeq and is a predicted model, not a curated record. Gene Ontology annotation, molecular function: nucleotidyltransferase activity. The transcript has 2 exons. NCBI's taxonomy places the organism in Eukaryota, Fungi, Chytridiomycota, Chytridiomycetes, Spizellomycetales, Powellomycetaceae. Gene Ontology annotation, biological process: RNA 3'-end processing.